Poecilia reticulata (guppy) is the source of this 698-nucleotide messenger RNA. Its product is annotated as retinal cone rhodopsin-sensitive cGMP 3',5'-cyclic phosphodiesterase subunit gamma-like. Gene Ontology annotation, molecular function: cGMP binding; 3',5'-cyclic-nucleotide phosphodiesterase activity. Gene Ontology annotation, biological process: positive regulation of G protein-coupled receptor signaling pathway; visual perception; positive regulation of epidermal growth factor receptor signaling pathway. NCBI's taxonomy places the organism in Eukaryota, Metazoa, Chordata, Actinopteri, Cyprinodontiformes, Poeciliidae. Gene Ontology annotation, cellular component: photoreceptor outer segment membrane. The record is from RefSeq and is a predicted model, not a curated record.
AGAACCCAGACAGAGACAGCAAGAAGAAAGAAGAAAGAAGACUCCUUCUUUGUCUUGCAGCUGCUUUUUAUCUGACCUGCAGAGAGAAACAUCUCUAACAUCUGGACAGCAAUGGAGAACAUGAAUGCAUCAUCUSAGGCCGGUAAGCCGAGUCCAGCUGAGCUCAAGCAGAAGGACAGCAGACAGUUUAAGAGCAAAGCUCCCAAACCGGGACAGAAAGGCUUUGACAGCGCUCUGCCGGGGAUGGAGGGGCUGGACGACGCUGCCGUGAUCUGCCCCUGGGAGGAGUUUGGUGACGUAGAGCUGAGUGAUCUGGCUCAGUUUGGAACCGCCUAGAUCCCAGUCAGAGCUGGAAAAGCAUCCCGGCGUCGUUUUGUCUGGAGCAGAGGAGCGGGCUCUAGGCUGCAGGAGUCGUUUCACUGACCGGCUGCAGCAGUUGAGCCAUUGUUUGUUUGUUUUUUAUUCAUUUUUAUUUAUUUUUCAGCCAAAAGAAACCCAUCUCACGCAAUCAUGUGAUCAUAAAAUCUGAUUUUAAUCAAUGACGUAAAAUCUUACCAGAUUGUGAUGAAAUUACUUUAUUUUACUUUGAAAUCAAAUCCUCAGUCAAGUUACAGCGUUAUGAUAAUGAUGGGUCCAAAACUUUGCAAAUGUCUGUGUAAACAUGCAAAUUUGUGCAAUAAAUCAUUUUUUUCAGUCUA